AUGGACGUGAAGCGGGACGAGCUCGUGCGUCUCGUAAUGGCCCUCAGUAGCGCCUGCCAACAGGACAAGAACGUGCUCAAGGACGGCGAGCUCGUGGACGCGCUCGAGACGCACGGUCGCCAGAUCGCGCACCUUCGCAAGCAGCAAGAGACAGACCAGACGAUUGAGGACGUCAAGAAGCAGCUGGUGGCUACAGACGGCGUCUUGAAACGCCGAAAACUAUCGCUACAGACGGAUCCUGCGAGCAGCUCCGACCCGAUGGAGGCUUUUGAUGGCAGUUACGAGGAUGCACCGACGAGGUUGCGUCGGUUCCCAUCUACUACUGCAAGCGAGUCGAUGGAUGAGUGGACCUCGCCCUUGCAGAGUAGAAACAAGACCGUGUCGACGAUGGACUCUGUCGAUGCUGAGGCUCAGGAUUGGUUUAAGACGCCCUCGACAGGAGCAGUGACGGGCGGGGUGAGGGAUGAGGCAGUCAUGGUGAACCCAGUGAAGAUGUGCCAGCACCAUCACGUGCGUCGCGACGUGUCUCCUCAGAUGAAGCUUUCCCCCGCUGUGGGUCCUGCUUCGUCUCUGAAGCGAGAAUUCUACCGUCCAGCUUCGCCGGAUGCAGUGGAUCUGACGGCGUCCACGACUUCGACCAUGGCUUCGUACUACGAUGACAUGUACAGCGACUACGCAGUGGGUUCCGAGGCGAUGCAGCGGCACACUCGCUCGGUCUGUGAUCGCACAUCGUCCUUUGAAACGAUGGACUGGAGACCGUCGUGCGAUGACCGGAACGGCAUGGGCUCGUCGUUCCGAAGCAUUGCAGAUGAUGCUGUCCAGCAAUCGCCUGUAUCUAGAUCAGUCUAUCACCAGAGAUUGAACCAUGCUGAGGACGCGCAGCUCAAUGUUUUCGAUCUGCAUUCUGGAAGCAGUGCCAAUGUCUGCUAUUCUGCAAACGAAGGACAACCUGCUGGCGACGUGUCACCGCGCACGAACGUUUUGAAGCGAAAAAACAAACUGCGCGUCGCACUAAGCACGACGGAAGUCGUGAUGGAGGUGCUAUACGGGAUCAUGGAGCACAAUGAGAAAUUCAAAUGGUUGAUUGACCCAGUGAAUCAAGCUCGUGUGGCUUUACUGGUCGAGUAUCACCUGAAGGAAUGGCGAAAUGGUGACACGUCAGUGUAUGAAGACGAGCAGCUCGUUUGUGAACUCCGUGCCCAAGUAGACGAGCUGAUCUACAAAAAUCUCAAGAUACAGACCGAGAAUGUCCAACUCACGAAGAAAGUGUCACAAUCUAGGGCUAUCGACAUAAAUAUUGAAGAACUCAGGCGACGUCUUGCGCUAAGCGAGGAGGCUGUUAGCAUGCACGAGGGAUAUCGCCGCGAAUCUGAAGCGGCCUUUCAAAGCGAGCUACAAAGCAAGUCGGAGCUUGUGGCUCGUUUCCAGCAGGACGUUGCAAAGAAGGACUCUCAGAUUGCUUUGCUGCUGCAGAAGGAUGCUCAGCCGUCUGCGUACAGUGCAACAAAUUGCGAUGAAGUCUCUCGACUUCAAGAGGAGGUCUUGGAGAAGGAUCGUGAGAUCUGUCGUCUGAACCUUCAGCUGUCCACAAAGCGGGAACUUGUCGCCGAGAUCGCCAAAAAAGUCGCACAGCAUCUGGAAACGACGCUGAAUGUAUCUUCGAAAGAGACGACAGCGGCACUCGUACAGGGCCUCCGUCUCGAUAUGGACAUGCUCCUGUUCCAGAGUGUAGCAGAGAAGCAGAAGGUGAUUGACGAGCUGAAGGCGUCUCUGUUGUCUGUGCAGCGUGAAGUGAGUGGGCUCGAAGCCCAGCUGGCUGAGAAGGAGCACAACACGCUACAACUGAAGACCAAGUUCAAGUCGAUGUCUUCGCGUCUGACUGGAGCUAACGUGAACAUGUCCCGCAUACAGUCUGAGAACGACCGAUUGGUGGCGGCGUUGAAGGAGAAGCAAAGGAAGAUGCACGCCCUCCUUGAGUUUUUGGAAGGAAAAGAGAAGCAGGUGAUGUACUUGGAACAGCAGGAGCAUUUACGCCAGACGGGAUUGGAGCAUGUUGUCACAGAACACGAGCAGCUGCAGUGCUAA
Molecule: messenger RNA, 2085 nt
Organism: Peronospora matthiolae
Lineage: Eukaryota; Oomycota; Peronosporomycetes; Peronosporales; Peronosporaceae
Source: the annotation of a GenBank genome assembly